Physella acuta is the source of this 1290-nucleotide messenger RNA. Its product is annotated as protein pygopus-like. Lineage: Eukaryota; Metazoa; Mollusca; Gastropoda; Physidae. The record is from RefSeq and is a predicted model, not a curated record.
ACGGGAUAAAAACGAAACAACAACAGUUUAAUAAAAAUUCGACACAAAAUUACAAAGUAGUGAUCCACAACUAGCUCUAAUCUCUAGAACUAGUAAUAAUCCAUAUGAAUGCAAUUUGAUUAGUUUUUACAAUCUAAACCAUAUUCAUUUACUUUACUAUACAUUUCUUUAUUCAACUAUUAUUAUGAGAAUUCCACAAAUGGAUGACAAAAAGUCGUCCUCAAGUCAGUUAAAGAACACUCUAGCUGAGCUUUUACCUGGUCCGUCUCCGCCACCUGUGUCAACCUCAGCCUCUAUUAUAGUUGCACAAAACCCAUUUGAUGAUCAUGUGCCAAUCAACUCUAUGCAGGGCAAACCUCUUCAGCAAAUGCCUCAGCAACAAGGAGGACCAAUGGGUCCUGGUCAGGUGGCUCCAUCUCAUGGCAAAGUAUACCCUCCUAAUCAGCCAAUGGUUUUUAAUCCAUCUAACCCAAGCGCCCCUCCAAUAUAUCCUUGUGGUGUUUGUCACAAAGAGGUGCAUGAGAAUGAUCAAGCAGUUUUGUGUGAAAGUGGCUGCAACUUCUGGUUUCAUCGAAUGUGCACUGGGUUGACUCAGGAUGCAUUUUUUAUGUUGAAAAAGGAAGUAUAUGCUGAAUGGGUGUGUGACAGAUGUCUAAACACCAAAAGCAUUCCACUUGUGAAGUUAAAACCAUAAUUUUACUCACUUUUAAUGAAAGGCUAGUAUUUUUCAUUUUACAAAUCUGUAUUUUUUAAUAUUACAAUAACAGUUUAAGAAAUGUAAACUUAUCUAAUUAAUAUCUCUAAAAUGUUUUACUUUAUGGUUAAAACAUCAGUAUUUUUUAUCACUACUAGUUCUUCCUUUUUAACCUUCUAUAAGUCUUUAUAUAUCCUUAUACUAUAUUUGAAUGAUUUUGAUAUUAUUUUUAUACAAAUACUUUACAAUAAGAAUCUAAAAUUUUACUUUCAUGUAGGCAUCAACAGGUGUUAUAAGAAUUUGCAUUUUACUUUGUUGGAUAUGUUUAAAGAUUGUUGUAUUUAUAAAGAAUUGUUUAAGUAUAAAACUUACAAAACAGAUUUACUCCACAUUUUACAAGUAGUGUUAUAGUUUAUUUUUAGUGUGACAUUAUCUAUUUUUUUGUUUGUAAACCAGAAUGACAUUUUUAGCCACACAUGCUUUUAUGUUAUUAUCUGUCCAGCUCUACAGAAUGACAUUACUGAAUAAAAGAAUGUCUCUUGCUAGUACUGGCUUCUUCUAGAUGUGCAGCAACAUUAAAACUUAUUUUAUAAGUU